This is a messenger RNA of Lineus longissimus, 3140 nucleotides long. RefSeq names its product glutathione hydrolase 1 proenzyme-like. NCBI's taxonomy places the organism in Eukaryota, Metazoa, Nemertea, Pilidiophora, Heteronemertea, Lineidae. The record is from RefSeq and is a predicted model, not a curated record. Gene Ontology annotation, cellular component: plasma membrane. Gene Ontology annotation, molecular function: glutathione gamma-glutamate hydrolase. The coding region runs from base 950 to 2812 and encodes 620 amino acids. The transcript has 11 exons. Gene Ontology annotation, biological process: glutathione catabolic process.
AAAUGGGGGAGCGACCAUUAUAUUUUACCCCGGUACUCUAGCCUGAAAAUUUGUUCGGACCUCGAUCGAAGAAGGUACGACAAACAAUUAAUUAAUUAAACCCUUAUGAGGUUCAUUCAUUUGAAGUAGAGAGGGUAACGUACAUUGUAUACACAAAUCAAACACACACGCAGUGCUUGCAUGCAUUGCAGAGAACGACUUUUGAGUGAUGAGGCAGCUGAAACACAUGUCUUGUUGGAUAUUCCUACCGAUUUUUACUAAAUAAAAGCAUAACUUCAUCACACUUUUCGGGGUUGAAAAUGUACUCACGUAAAUUACCAAAAUUACAUGCCAAAUUCGCACAUGACCUGUUAUUUCUCAAAGCUUGGAAGCUCAAAUGUCUGAAUGUAAUGUAUGCGCGUAAUGUAUACUCUCAGCAAGCGAAUAAGUUGUGAACCUGUUUACCGUUCAAUGCUGCUCCCUGUGACGCUGUACCCGCAAAUGUUCAAUGAAAAAAAUGCUGGAUAAUGGCUUACACGGCUUGUUCGCAUCGUAAACAUAGUGGUAUUCGGGUAAACUGUCUUUGCGUUUGGCCUAAUUUUACAACGAUUACUCCCCAUGUAACCACGAUCUAGGAUGGACAGGCUGUGUAUUAUGAAUAGGAAAAGUCACCAAGGGACCGUUGCGUAGAAUACUUUUUUGGCGAAAUAUUGCGCAAAGUCCAGUAAGCCAAACUCACGCCUAGCCGAAAGCACAGUGACGUCGUCUGUCCUUGCGCAAAGGUGUCGGGUGACCUUUUCAUAAGUUAAAAAUAGGCUAGUAUGUAUAUAAUCCCGAAACGAGCUUUGGGCAGUCUAGGCAAUUGGACCAUUCUGUCUGGCGGGAAACUUAUAAGGUUUUUUUGCUGCGCUUUUGAUGCCCGAGCUUUCCACGAGGAUUUAUCAACUUCGGAGUGCAUCGCGAGGACGAAAUGGAGCCAACUGUUACGGUGGUGGUUGUUGACCUUGGGGGCGAACCGCCGAAAGAGGAGGAGUACUAUUAUCCACCUGCUCUAGGGACACCACCAAAGCGCUGUGUCUUCGCCUUGCUGCUUUAUGUACUGAUUGCAGUGAUAAUUCUGCUCGGUCUUCUGUUUGGCCUGGUCCGAAUCCAAGACAACUGGGGACCCAAAACGGAACCUACUUCCCCGCCUCUGCCCCAGUGCAUCGGGAAGGAAGGCACGUAUCGCAAUGCCGCGGUGUCCACUGAUGCGGAUAUUUGCUCGACAAUUGGCAAGGACAUCCUAGAAAAGAAAAAAGGAAGUGCCGUUGAUGCGGCGCUCGCCUCCCUCGUCUGCAUGGGUGUGGCUAAUAUCCAUAGCAUGGGCAUUGGAGGAGGAUUCUUCAUGACAUAUUAUGACAAAACCAAGGGCCGGAUGUACACAUUGGACUCCCGCGAGGUGGCCCCUCUAGCGGCAACCCCAGACAUGUACGUCAAGGACAAGGCGGCGUCGUCGUUGGGUGGCAAAGCCAUAGCAGUGCCUGGCGAAAUUGCAGGAUAUUGGGAGGCACACAAGUUGUAUGGGAAGGUUCCGUGGGAGGAACUGUUUAAACCAUCCAUCAAACUUUGUAAGGAGGGCAUACCCAUCAACUAUGGCCUUGAUUACGCCAUGAAGUACUCGGAAAGCGUCUUGAGAGAACAUAAACUGUUGUCGGAACGUUUUUUCGAUCCAAAGACUGGUAAGCUGUAUAAAAUGGGCCACAAGAUUGUGGAUACCAAAUUGGCUGAAACAUUACAGGUUAUCGCUGACGAAGGCGCAACUGCUUUUUACAACGGAAGCUUGGCGCAGAAAAUUGUUGAUGAUAUCAAAGAUGCAGGUGGCAUCAUAACUUUGGAUGACCUGAAACAAUACAAACCAAAAUGGCGAACACCGGUCGAGUCGUCCUUGAAUAAGAAGUAUCGAGUGUAUUCCCUUCCUCCACCCUCGAGUGGAGCUAUUCUCAUGUACAUAUUGAAUGUCUUAGGUGGUUACAACUUCACCCAGGCAGACAUGAAGACAAAGCCAGUCAAGACAUAUCAAAGGAUCAUAGAGACAUUCAAGUUUGCCUACGCCAGGAGAGCCGAGUUGGGAGACCAAGAUUUUGUUGAUGUCAAGGAGCUUCUAGCCAACCUGACCUCACUGCCCUAUGCUGACUCUACCCGAAAUUUAAUUACGGACAAUAAAACCCACAACUACACUUAUUACGGCGAUGCUGUAAGCAAGAUUGAAACAACGGGGACGUCACACUUAUCUGUAGUAACAGCGAAUGGAGAUGCAGUGUCUGUUACAAGUACUAUCAAUCUCUUCUUUGGUUCCAAGGUGGUAGGCAACCGGACUGGCAUCUUCUUCAAUAAUGAGAUGGAUGAUUUCUCCACACCAAACACAUCCAAUUCGUUCGGCUUCCCUGCGUCCAAAAUGAACUUCAUCAAACCUGGGAAGCGGCCCAUGUCUUCCAUGUCGCCUUCUAUUAUCCUGGACGGCAAUGGCGAUGUCAGACUAGUGAUUGGCGCGUCAGGCGGCAGCAAAAUCAUCUCCUCAGUGGCAUUCUCAUCAUUGCUGGCGUUGUUGUUCGGUGAAUCGCUCAAGGAUGCCAUUGAUGCCCCGCGUUUACACCACCAAUGGCUUCCCGAUGAAGUUGUUUAUGAAAAGGACCCACCGUUCCCGCAGAGCAUCCUGAAGGGCUUAAAAGACUUAGGACACAUGAUAAAAGAGUUGCCGGGCCCUGGCGCGAUCGUGCAAGCGGUCUCUAGGGAGGGAAGUGAACUCCAUGCAUACGCCGACAAGAGGAAGGGAGGCUGUACUGCUGGAUACUGAGAACCCGCUAAACUCAUUCCCGUAUCAUUCCCGUAUGGAAUGAUAACAAAAAUGAAACGAUGUAUAGACGGCAAACAGAAUGUGCUGUGCAAAGAAGUAAAGGGUUUUGGUAUAAUUUAAUUUCAGCAAAAAAACGUGAGAGUAUAAGGAUGGUAGCAAGUAGGAAAUAUAGGAAUAAAAAAUGUAUCACAUUGGUUCUACGUACAGAAGGUCAGAAAUUUGGUUUUUUCGACUAUAUAAGUCUAGUUUUGUUGGAAUGUAAAAUAAGCGUAAUGUAACAGAGGAUCAAUAUAUUUUAGUUAUAAUUUAACAAUAAAGCUCAAUUUUA